This is a messenger RNA of Exophiala spinifera, 897 nucleotides long. RefSeq lists its product as uncharacterized. The transcript has a single exon. The record is from RefSeq and is a predicted model, not a curated record. Bases 1 to 897 code for a protein of 298 amino acids. NCBI's taxonomy places the organism in Eukaryota, Fungi, Ascomycota, Eurotiomycetes, Chaetothyriales, Herpotrichiellaceae.
AUGACGAGUGUGUCACGAUAUUGCCUCACACGAAGCGGCACCAAUAUUCAUUAUAGCUGUGCAGGUAGUCAGCAAGGCCGUCUCGCAUUAUUGCUGCAUGGACUAGGCGGCUCGACAGCGACAUUUCAACGUCUCCUUCCAUCAAUCCCGUCGGAUUACCAGAUCGUCAGCGUUGAUAUAGAAGGGUUUGGAAAGUCGGCUCUCAAUCCAGAAACACCUCUGUCCUUUGCACGAUAUGUCGCCGACUUACACGAUCUCAUCACACAUUUGCAAGAACAUUCUCCGACCCUUGCGAUCGAGGAUGCCGCUGGUAACAGCAGCAGCAGCAGCAGCAGCAACAGCAGAGCCAGCGACAAUGGAAAUGUCCUGCUCAUCGGACACUCGCUCGGCGGCAUUAUCAGCCUUCAUUACGCCGCCAGUUAUCCGGGCAAAGUGGCAGGACUUUUGCUGCUGGGUGUAGGCCGUUCGAUCAAAGGGAUACCACCUGCUCAGCAGCGGAUGCGCGAUCUGGCAAAGGCAGCACGAGAAAAGGGCAUGAAAGUCGUAGGCGAGAUUGCCAUCGCGACGAAUUUGCCCGCGGAUCGAGAGAACGAAGUCGCACACCUACAAGAAGUGCGGGACGCAGUGGCCUCAUGCUCGGCUGAAGCCUAUGCGGCGACGGCUGAAGUGCUCGCAAGUGAUGAUCACUUAGAUCCGGAGUAUGGUCUGAUCAAGUGUCCGGCCGUCUUCGUCGCGGGUGACAAGGACGUGAUUAGCCCGCCUCAACGGUCGAAAGACAUUAGCAGUCUCCUUGGAGGACCGGCAGAGGUGGUAGUUGUCAGGAGUGGUCAUCAGAUGAUCUUACAGGACCUCAAAGGCGUACAGAUUGCUUUGACGAGAUUGCUCGCCAUGCUCUAG